GACGUGAAGAGACCACAGAAAACCGAAAUAUCAUCGGUGUCUGCAAUCCACUAGACUCGGGAUUUUUGUUUUGACACCAUUCGUCUCUCGCAUCCCCCCUUUUUCAACAGUGCCUUCUGCUUCGCCACCAAGAUGCCCCGAGGAUUUUUAGUGAAAAGGAACAAGAAAGCGACACCUGUUUCCUACAGAGUUCGCUCUGAUGAGGAGGAACAGGGACAGUUCCCGGUCCUGCCGACACAGGCGAGUGCUCUGACAUCCGGCACGAUCGCAGCCAGCCCUCCUCGUGCUGCAACAUCAUCACCACCAAAUAGUGAGUCCGGCCGGGACCCAUCCAGGCAGGAUGCUAAACCGGUUCAGUUCGGAAAUCCGGAGGCAGUGUACCAGGCGUUAUACAGCCCCACCCGGCCCGUCAGCAAGGAGCAUGAGCGGGCAUAUUUUGAGCGACGCUUCAACCUCGGUUCACCGGUCUCCGCGGAGUCAUUCCCGACACCUGCGGCUCUCAACAGUUUAGAUCACCUCCUGUUCGCACCAGUGGACCUAAAAAUCGGAACCAGCAACAGCAACCGGAGUGGCACCACUAACAGUGUCCCGACAACAACUGCUACAAGCAACACAACAAAAAGACCUUCAUCCGACACCAACACCGAGCGUAAGAGCAGGCCAGCGCCUAAAAAACCCAAAGCAAUCAGGAAACUGCAAUUUGAGGAUGAGGUCACAACUUCGCCAGUGCUUGGAUUGAAAAUAAAGGAGGCACUGGUCGACCAGAAGCCCACACAGCCACAUUCAGCGGGCGACAAGCCUCUCGGGGAGUUUGUCUGUCAGUUAUGCAGAGAGGCGUACGUCGACCCGUUCGCUCUGGCCCAGCACAAGUGCUCCCGCAUCGUCAGGGUCGAGUACAGGUGUCCGGAGUGUGACAAGGUCUUCAGCUGCCCCGCUAACCUGGCGUCCCACAGACGCUGGCACAAGCCAAAACCGCAAAACGCGACGAUGGUAUCUGGAAACCAAAACCCCAAAUCGGAGGUCACCAAAAUGCCCGCCGGGGACAAGGGCGCGUCGACCGAGAUUGCCAAGGAUACCAUGCGCGCGGAGCUUGCGAGUGACAGAGACACACCCAGCCCCGGGCUGUCAGAGUCGGGAUCUGAAGACGGGCUAUACGACUGUCACCACUGCGGGAAAAAGUUCAAACGUCAAGCUUAUUUGAGGAAGCACAUUGUGUCUCAUCACGCCUCCCAAAGCCAAGAUGUUGGCCUGACAGCCCAGAGCGAGAGCAAAGCGAAGACGCCGCUCGCCUCAGAUCAGGCACAAAACCAAGUGCCGCUGAAUCUCAGCUCCUCCGAGUGUCACUUGUGCCCGGUUUGUGGCGAGAACUUUCCCAGCAGAGUGAGCCAAGAGAGGCACGUUCGCCUCCAGCACUCCUCACAGGUGUACCCCUGCAAAUACUGCCCCGCGAUGUUCUACAGCUCCCCGGGACUAACGCGACACAUCAACAAAUGUCACCCGUCGGAAAACCGCCAAGUCAUCCUCUUACAGAUGCCGGUGCGGCCAGCCUGCUAAAUCACUACUCAAAACAGUGCCUUCUCAUGGAACCGACGUCACGAACCAAGGAGUUUCACAACGCAAGGUGACUCUUGAAACAGCAACAGGAUGUUAAAAUCCUCCAAUGAACUUGAAUGCUAUAUUUUCUGACGUAACUUAGUUUAUCUGGAGAGUAAAACUAGACUGUUAAAUUAUUUUUCUAGGAUCUCUGCACAUUUGCGAUUACGCAUUAGCUUCUAGACCUAAGAGGGGGAUAUCCUAGCUGUGAUGUCGUGAGAAAAAAAAUGCCUUUUUAAUUCACAGGCCGUAAAUGUACUUAUCACUUUACUAGCUUUAACAUAGCUUGUGAAUCUGUGGACAUUGGAAUUUAGCUUUCCCAGACAAAAAAAGACAAAAAAAACAUUUUACAUUCCGGAAAAAUUCCCUGGGCCUUUUAGUGUAGCCACAAAUGCCUUGAAAUAGAGUUCUCUACAUUAUCUUCUGCUGUACAAUUGCCUUAAUCAUGUAUCCUAUCAAGUGAUUGUUUGGACGUCUUAUUUAUCAUCAAUGCGUUUGUCACAAAUCGUAGCCUACACUUAUUAUUUUUAUAUAAUUGCAAUAAAUUUACCUUCACAUUUAUUUUAUUUAUUUAUGUAUUUAUUUAUUGAAAAUAUUUAUUGUUUCGUGAGAGUAAUUUGUGAGUCGUGUUGACUUUGUUUUCAUUGACAUAGCCAAAUGUUGUCUCUGUCAGACUUGUCGUCUAAGUUUGCUUAGAUGCUUUCGAUUAAGUUGAAGUGUACUAGCUUGCAAUCCAAGACAUGACCUUGUAACGGCCAUUGCCUUUAGGUACAAUCAUUGUUUACCGGCAGCUUAUUUUGUAAUCAUUAGCUCUUAACAUGCUUCUAUGUUUCUGCAGUAUUUGCUAUGUGUCCAAAUAAUAAACAAAAAUAAACAACACUGUGGUUUGAUAA
Messenger RNA from Sardina pilchardus (European sardine), 2486 nucleotides. It is a transcript of the gene insm1a, whose product is annotated as insulinoma-associated 1a. The record is from RefSeq and is a predicted model, not a curated record. Gene Ontology annotation, biological process: neuron differentiation; negative regulation of transcription by RNA polymerase II; regulation of cell cycle process. Gene Ontology annotation, cellular component: nucleus; transcription repressor complex. Gene Ontology annotation, molecular function: RNA polymerase II cis-regulatory region sequence-specific DNA binding; DNA-binding transcription repressor activity, RNA polymerase II-specific. The transcript has a single exon. Bases 133 to 1554 code for a protein of 473 amino acids. Lineage: Eukaryota; Metazoa; Chordata; Actinopteri; Clupeiformes; Clupeidae.